UGCCCAUUUGCACUUGCAGUGGGCGGGGCUUAACCGAUCGGUUUAAUAAAAGUGACACAUUCAAAUUUAACCAGACACAUCUUCAUAGUGAGUCGAGUGUACACCUCAACCAUCGCUGCAAUGGCACCAAUGAACAAGUCUUCAGAUAUUGGAAUGGAAAUGUUCGACCAAAGCAAACAGUCCAACAAGAAUGCAGUGUUUUGGCGUUGGUUUGUGGCAGGGACACUGCUGAACCUGUGCAUCACAUCGGUCCUGGUUGGCCUGACUGUGUUCUACGUCCACACGGAGCUACAGUCAGUAAGGCAACAAAUAGCGAGCAACGAAGAGCGUUUGUCAUUAGUCGAGAAGGCCAUGCCACAAGGAACAACUGACCCGACUUCGACGAAUGCCCAACUGCGAAUUCGAAGGGACCAAGGCAAUCCCCUACCAGUCACUCACAACGUCAAUCAAAAUUUGACGUUCCCAUUUGCGCGGGACAUUGGGCCUUUUGGAUAUGGAGGCUGUCGUGACGGUAGGGACGGACGUGAUGGACGAGAUGGAAUUCAGGGCCCAGCAGGCCAGCCGGGCCCACAAGGAGUCAAAGGAGAACCGGGUUUACCAGGGGCUGCUGGAAAAGCCGGACCCAGAGGGCCGAAGGGAGACUCAGAGGACACGGAGCCACGUGACCACCGUGACAACCGAAUGCUGCUAGGGGGAGAGACUUACGUCCGAUGGGGGCGCACUAUUUGCCCCAAUCACACAAGCACAGAACUGGUGUACGCAGGCUUCGCAACCGGUUCGUAUUACGCCCACAAAGGCGGCUCCGUGGAUUUUAUCUGCCUUCCCACUGAUCCUGACUGGGCGGCAUCGUACAAUGACGGGUUUAACUCGCAUUCGUAUCUGUACGGAACAGAGUACGAGGUAAGCAACUACGAUCCGUUCUCCCACGAGAACGCCGAGGUCCUUCACGACCAUGACGUCCCGUGCGCCGUGUGCCGCCUCGUGGACCGCGGGACCCAGUACCUGUUCCCAGCCAAGCUCGGCUGUCCUGAGAACUGGACGGAGGAGUACAGAGGCUUCCUCAUGUCUGGAUAUUACAACCACGAGCAGCGGUCCAAAGCUGUGUGCGUGGACCAAGCCCCGGAGGUGGUCUCUGGCAGUCACGCUAGCCAAAGCGGAGCACUUCUGUACAUCAUAGAGGGGGUCUGUGUGCCCCUCCAUUGCCCCCCGUACGUCGGCGGGCGUGAAAUAACCUGUACCAUAUGCAGCAUCUAAGGCGGCUGACAUGUCGCUCUACCCAACUGGUUAAAUUUGUGACGUUGACUGGGGAAUAUUGACAGAAAAUUGACAUUAGGCCAAAAAAAAAGUCUCCGGUUUCUCGUAUGCGCGCCCGUCGCCGUAGCAUGCGCGUCGGAAAAAUGAAAA
Molecule: messenger RNA, 1404 nt
Organism: Patiria miniata (bat star)
Lineage: Eukaryota; Metazoa; Echinodermata; Asteroidea; Valvatida; Asterinidae
Product: short-chain collagen C4-like
Exons: 6
Coding region: 121-1254 (377 amino acids)
Source: RefSeq, a predicted model, not a curated record